AAUUUCAUUUCUUGUCACAGUGAACAAAUAUGAUAAUACUUAAUAGAACUUAUCCAAAAUAUCGUACCAUUCCAAAAACAAUCAGCUCAACAAACGCAGCCCCGCCAAAACAAAUAGAAGCAUCGUCUCACGCCAUUGAACAAAGCUCAGCAUCUCUCUCUACGUCUUCAAUGGAAUCUUCUUUCUUCUCUCACAUGAGAGCUGCUGCGAACUCAUUCUUAUCCGAGUACGAGCCUCUGAAUCUGCUUCUCGCUCCUCUUCUCGCUCUCCUCAUCGCUCGCAUACUUCAAUGCUUCGUUGACGUCGUCAAUGAGAAAGGACUCAAGGCCACAAUUCUAGGGUUUCUCAUCACCUCCGUCAAGUUGGUUCCUGGUGUGAAGAGGUACAUCGAUGCCGAGAAGCAAAAGGUUGUUGAUAAGUUGCAAUCUGGUAGUAAAUCUAAAAGAGAUGGUUGGAGUACAGAGUUGCCAAGGACAGGAUUGGGAGAAGGAGUCAUAGAGAAAAUGAAAGAAGAGAAAAGAAAUGAUGUGGUUUGGCAAGGCAAAUGCUCCGGUACAGUUUACAUUGGAGGAAGUGAAUCAGAAGGACAUUUUUCUUUGAUAAAUGAGGCGUGUUCCAUGUUUGCACAUACGAACCCAUUGCAUAUGGAUGUAUUCCAAAGUGUAGUUCGAUUUGAGGUGGAAGUUGUGGCCAUGACGGCUGCAUUACUUGGCAGUAAAGAAAAGGCUUCUGGGGGACAGAUUUGUGGAAACAUGACUUCCGGAGGAACUGAAAGUAUAUUAUUAGCUGUGAAAACAUCACGUGACUAUAUGAAAGCAAAGAGGGGAAUCACAAGGCCAGAAAUGAUAAUACCUGAAUCUGCACACUCAGCAUAUGACAAGGCGGCACAAUAUUUUAACAUCAAACUUUUGCGUGUUCCUGUAAAUAAAGAAUUUCAAGCAGAUGUCAAAGGGAUUAGACGGCGUAUUAACAAAAACACCAUUUUGAUAGUUGGCUCUGCACCUGGGUUCCCACAUGGCAUCAUCGACCCCAUUGAGGAGCUUGGUGAAUUGGCUUCUAGUUUUGGAAUUUGUUUUCAUGUUGAUCUUUGUCUUGGAGGCUUUGUAUUGCCUUUCGCUCGUAAACUUGGGUACCCAAUUCCACCUUUCGAUUUUUCUGUGGAAGGAGUGACCUCAAUAUCAGUCGAUGUGCACAAAUAUGGGCUGGCUCCCAAAGGAACAAGUGUAGUUUUAUAUAGAAAUCAUGACAUCAGAAAGCAUCAAUUUGUUGCUGUUACUGAAUGGUCGGGUGGGCUUUACGUUUCUCCAACAAUAGCUGGAAGCAGGCCUGGUGCUUUGAUUGCUGGGGCUUGGGCAGCAAUGAUUUCUUUAGGACAAGAAGGAUAUUUGAAUAACACAAGAGAGACCAUGGAAGUAUCAAAAAAAUUACAGAGAGGAAUAAAGGAUAUUCCCGAGUUAUUUGUCAUUGGAAGGCCAGACAUGACAAUUGUGGCAUUUGGAUCUAAUGUCGUAGACAUAUUCGAAGUCAAUGACAUAUUGUCAUCCAAAGGCUGGCAUUUGAAUGCAUUGCAGAGACCCAACAGCAUUCACAUCUGUCUGACCCUUCAACAUGUUACCAUCCUUGAGGACUUCCUCAAGGAUCUGAAGGAAUCUGUCCAAACUGUAAAACAAAACCCAGGUCCAAUCAAUGGAGGACUUGCUCCGAUAUAUGGUGCAGCAGGGAAGAUGCCCGACAGGGGAAUGGUUGGGGAGUUGCUGGUAAAUUUCAUGGACGGUACAUGCUAGUGGCAUUAGCAUUCACUGUACUCCACAACUGGUGGUAAUUUCAAUCAAUUUGGGCUGUUGAGAGUCACUGUACUCUCUGGAUGUGGUUCUGUUUGUUUCCCGUGAUUCUGUUGUAAAAGAACUCUUAUCAACUCAUAAAAUAAAUGAGCCACCCCUAUUUGAUUUUCUUCAA
Vitis riparia (riverbank grape) is the source of this 1956-nucleotide messenger RNA. Its product is annotated as sphingosine-1-phosphate lyase. The coding region runs from base 30 to 1784 and encodes 584 amino acids. The record is from RefSeq and is a predicted model, not a curated record. Lineage: Eukaryota; Viridiplantae; Streptophyta; Magnoliopsida; Vitales; Vitaceae. Gene Ontology annotation, cellular component: endoplasmic reticulum. Gene Ontology annotation, biological process: sphingolipid catabolic process; carboxylic acid metabolic process. The transcript has 15 exons. Gene Ontology annotation, molecular function: pyridoxal phosphate binding; sphinganine-1-phosphate aldolase activity.